This is a messenger RNA of Pleuronectes platessa (European plaice), 2982 nucleotides long. Its product is annotated as butyrophilin subfamily 1 member A1. The transcript is spliced from 7 exons. NCBI's taxonomy places the organism in Eukaryota, Metazoa, Chordata, Actinopteri, Pleuronectiformes, Pleuronectidae. The record is from RefSeq and is a predicted model, not a curated record. The coding region runs from base 219 to 1166 and encodes 315 amino acids.
AGGAGGACUCCAGACAGUCUCCGGACAGAACAGGUUCCUGCAGAAGAAGAGGAGCAGGACGUUUCUCUGGUGAUUUGUCAGAAUCUCCACUAACGGACCGAGUUUCUUUGGUUCAGGUUUGUUUUUAAAGUUUCACAGCUCGUAGGAAGCAGCAGUUAGUGUCAGUUAGUGUCAGUUAGUGUCAGUUAGCGUCAGUUAGCAUCAUCCAUCUCUUCACUAUGAACCGUCCCUCGUCCCUGUUUACGAUGUGCUGGCUCAUUUCAACUUGUUGGAUUCUCUUCACCUUCACGCGUGUUGCCGCUGGAUCAGUUCUAAGAGACGGACACGGACCAGAUGUCAUCAAACUGUUUGUGACAGAAGGAAAUGAUGUCAUCCUGCCCUGCUCUCCAGGACCCAACGUGAACAUCGAAGCAACAGUGUUCGACUGGAAGAAAGAAAACAAGGAGGUGUUCAUGUUCACUAAGGACAAAUUCUUCGGAAACAGCCGAGCGGAUCAGGAUCAGGAUUUUAAAGGACGAGUUUCUCAUUUUGCUGAAGAGCUGAAGCAGGGAAACGCCUCCAUACUCCUCAGAGACACCAGGAUUACUGACAGUGGGAACUACACCUGCAUCUUUCCUCAUCUUGUGCCAGAGCAAACAUGCAGGAUUGAGCUGGUUGUUGAAAUGAUCUUCAGAAACAGAUUAGGACAAAACGAGGGUGCAGCUACAACUCCAUAUGUAAAGAUACGUAACGUCACAGGAGAUGGGGUACUGCUGGAGUGUUUGGUUCCAGGUGCUCAUCCAGAGCCUCAGGUCGAGUGGCAGACGAGUGAUGGGAGUGUCGUCCCUGCUGAGGAACCACAGGUCUCUCCAAGAGGACACCGCUUUGAUGUCCUCCUCCUCACCACCGUGAAGAAGACCACUACCAACAUGUACCGCUGUGUGGUCAAGCAGGAGGGCUUCGGCCAUGUGAUCCACAAUGAGCUCCUUGUGCCAGACAAUCUCUUCGAGGACAAGUCCCCCCUCAUAAUAACUUUAAUAGUAGCUCUGGUUAUUGCACUUCUGGUGAUUGCAAUUCUAGUAAUCAUCAUCAUGAACCAGAGGAAAAAAGCAAAGCAGAAAGGAUCAUCAACAGAAGUUCUCCCACUGAACGGUCAUCGGCUGAGUAACGGAUCCGGAUCUACAUAGACCACACUUCUGCAAUAAUGGUUGAUGUCAUGAUUAUUUUUCACAAAAUUGGAAACCUGCAUUGUAUCUGUAUCAAUCAUAUUGUUUUUGAAAUGCCUGUAUUCACAAACCACAGUUAGCGUCAUGGGGCUGAACAAGGUGAGACCUCCUUGAGCUGCUUCUGGACUCAUGACUGGAGAAGUCUUGAUAUGAGAUGUUCCACGAUUCUCCCGAUGGCCAGUGUCAGUUGAAAUAAGUCUGUUACUUCAGUUUCCUCUUCUCAACUAACGUUUCAGUGGCUCACACACAAAUCACCUGACGUUCCAGAGGCAGGACACCGUAGUUGGAUAUCGUAGUUUUACCAAUUCUUGCCAUUAUGAAAUCGUGCUUAUGGUCAAAUCUGUUAAUCCCAACAUAUCCAGAGAUGAGUUUGACCAUCCUGGUCUGGAUUACACUUGCUCUCGUGUGGAUGUUGUUGGGAAAGGUUCGGUGUCUCUCUCGUCACAGUGCAGCUAACAGGAGAAUGUCAGGGACCUUAUGUAGAUGCUGUUUUCAGAUCAUGAUGCUGUAGCUCUGAAGAAAAGGAAAAUAUCAGGCUUUAGAUUUUUAGGAAUUUGAAGGAAAAUAAGUGAUAAGGGAUUAAUUUGUAUAUUUGUAUAUAUUUUUGUAAAUAUGUUAGAAUAUAAUAUUUAAGCUAUCAAAGAAAAUGUGAAACGUCAGAGUAAGACACGAAUGGGCCAGUUUUCUUAACGUGGUCAGGCAAUUUAAAGCUUUAGUUCGGUACAUAUUCAACUUCAUUAUUAAUCUGUUAACACCAAGUAUUCUGCAGUAUCAUGUCUUCCUGAUAAAAGUCAUGGUCAGCUGAGAGGAUGUCCACAAGAAGGUUGAUGGUUAGAUUCUAAGCACACAAGCUCAAUGCACAAGUGUUCUUGUAAACGUAUGUUUACAUUUUCAUGGGACAAUAUUUAAAAGGGUACGUCAAUCUGGGAAAUGUGACUGCUACGAUAAACGGAGCCUUAAAUAUUUUUCUACUUGAAUGAAUCUAACACUUGAUUUUAAAUCCGACUACACCUGGAUUCAUAGUUUAAACUCACAUUUUAAUAGCACUAAAAUGGCCCUUACUAAUCGCACUUUGCAGUUUGGCUUUCUUGUUGCUCUGGGUUUGUACCCUCAUGGUUGAUGCACUUAUUGGGGCGGCUGUGGCUGAGGGGGAGAGCGGUCGUCCUCCAACCUGAGGGCAGUUCGAUCCCCAGUCUUCCCCAUCUGCAUGCCGAAGUGUCCUUGGGCAAGAUGCUGACCCCCGAGCUGCCCCUCGUAGAACAAUAAAGUGCUGCUAAUAGAUGCACUUUGUGAAUGGGUGAAUGUAAAACUGUACUGUAAAGCGCUUCGAGUGGUCAUCUAGAAUAGAAAAGCUCUAUAUCAAUACAAAACCAUUUACUUGUUGUAAGUCACUUUGGAUAAAAGCAUCUGCCAAAUUAAAUGUUAAGUCAGUGCCUUGAUGCAAUUUCCUCAAAUUUGGUGCAAAUAUCCAUUUUACUUCAGGAUGAACUUGACAUCUUAAGAUCAAUUUGAGGGAAAGUCUUAAGAUUUGGUGCAAACUUUCCCUUAAACUCAAAGAGGAGUUUGGUGCUUGAAGGUCUCGUCCCUGUGACCUCAUGUUACUGUUUCAGCUGCCAAGUGACUCUUACUGGAAGAAAACAGAGUAUUUGGAGACUCAUUUCAUAUGUUUUUGUAAAGAUGCUAAAGUGAUUAUUAUUCCUUUGUGCCUGCUCAACAUGUGACCAAAGCUUUUUACACUGUGAUCUCUGCGAAAAUAAAAAACUGAGUGAGUCUUGAA